Microthlaspi erraticum is the source of this 378-nucleotide messenger RNA. NCBI's taxonomy places the organism in Eukaryota, Viridiplantae, Streptophyta, Magnoliopsida, Brassicales, Brassicaceae. The record is from the annotation of a GenBank genome assembly.
AUGACGUGGACGAAACCCUCCGGACAGGGAAACGUACGAAACCCUCUGGAUGAGGAAAUGUACAUUUGGAGUAAUCUUGUUCUAAGCCAAUCAAGUGGUGACACCAACUACUUGGAGAAGAUAAGGAUGAUUAUAAUCAAUAUGGAGAAGACAUGCAGCUACUACAAUGGAGCCAAAACCGUACAUGCCAAUCAUGUAGCAACAUCGAGCUACCAAUGUAGGUUGCCACCAAGCAAAGCUAUGCUAGGCCUAGGUCUCCAUGUGUCUAUGAACGACUGGGGACGUCCCAAGAAUACAGGCAGCCUCCUGAACUCCUAUAAAUACGCUCCUCCACCCCAAGUUCAAACCAUUCCAUUCCCAAAGCUAGAGAGCACCUGA